AUGGAGGCCCUGGCCGAGGAAGUGGAUGAAGCAGAAGAUGUGAACUCUUCGAAUGCCAGCGAUGUUGUCGAUGACCAGGCAGCAGAUGUAAAUCGGGAGGAAGGCUCUGUCCUAAGUGAUGUACCUGCUUUUGACUGGAGCUCCAUUGACACAUCCCACYUACCAUCUUCGUACAAGACAAAUUCCAGGCAGGAGAAGGAGCUGCUGCAGCUUGUUGACCAUUUCCUCCAGCAGUACAUUCACCUGUGCCCCAAUCGCAAGCCUCUCUUCGUCUACCCAGUCAACGAGUGUGGUGUGCAGAAGUUUGUGAGCACAACAGUGAGGCCAACCCUGCUGCCUUUUCCAGAGCUGUACUACUGGGCAGGCUGUGCCACCUUUGUCUCUGAUUACCUCAUCAUGGAGCCCCUCAAGUGCCCAAUCACGCUGCCCAGUUCACUCUAUUCCCCAACCACCAUCCUGAAAUACCAGCGAGGGAACUGCUUUGACUUYGCUGUGCUGCUGUGCUCCCUGCUGAUCGGGGCUGGCUACGAUGCCUACUGUGUAAAUGGAUAUGCCACCCUCGCGGUGUGCUCCCUGGACCAGUCUCAAGAGGUGUGCCCACGGCUCAGGAAGCCACCAGAGGUACCAGAAGAGAUUGACCCCAACCAGUAUAGAAUUAAGUACCCUUCAGAGCCACAGAGCGAGUUUGAGCUUCARCAUAUGGCCAAGAAAGAGGAAGAAAGUGAAGAUGUUCAAGAGGAGGAAAGAGAAGAAGAGGUGGUCACGGAGGUAGAAAAACCCAAGAGAGACCCUUGGCACGGCUUACGGGUGCACGCGUGGGUUCUGGUUCUGUCUGGGAAGAGGAAGGUUCCUGAGACCUUCUUUAUCAACCCMUUCACGGGAAAUGACCAYAGCACCACRGAUGAGUGCUUUCUUGGGAUUGAGAGCAUCUGGAACCACAGGAACUACUGGGUGAACAUGCAGGACUGCCGGAAAGGCUGCAAGGAUCUCAGCUUUGACUUGAGUAAUUCUAUCUGUUGGGAAAUGAUGUUUGCAGAGAGCGACAAGCCUUCUGAGUCACCCACUGAGUCACCCAAGAAACACACKGAUGACAUGGAAGAUGGGGAAAUAGACAUGACUUUUGAGAUGCCACUGACGUGGGUAGCCCAAAUUAAGGUAUCUUACACAGAAUUUGAGAAUCCCUUUUCCCGRGGGAAGAAGGUGAUCCUGUACAAUAAAGCAAAACAGGAGAAAUGGGCAGCGUAUGUGAAUGGAGAUGGGCUGGUGGAACGUGUCACUGUCUACGCAGACUCAGAGCGCACUGAAGAAGUGGAGGUGAAGUURUGGUUCAAACACCGAGAAGACCUGUUGUAUAUGAGGGAAGUAAAUAAACAAACAAAGAUGACCACAGACUAUUUCCAGCCAGGACACUCCCUCCUUCUUAAAGCUCACUCCUAUACGUCGAUGGAACCUGAGACUGGCCACACAAUGGAGUUUUACCAUGAGGCGCGAGUUGAUAACCUCUGGAAACGUUCUGAAAGUGCUACUGAGAUGACAGAGUACUUCAUGGGGCGGAGAGAUUUCCUGCACACGCGGCACAUAGAGUUUGGUGAAAGAGAAACGGAAACGGAAACGGCUGGCACCAAAACUGAUACCAGCCCCCGGCCUAUAGUGCAAAUCAAGGAGCUUUUCCACAGAAAUCCAGAAAAGCCUGCUGAUGAAGAUGUAAAGGAACGUAUCUUUAUGGUCAUAGAUGAUGUCAUCCAGCUGACAUAUCAUCUCGAGGUUAAUGACACCGUUGCCUCAAAGGUGGUUUUCUGCAGAGUAAUAGGGAGGGAGAAGAGAGAAGAGGAAAUCUUCCUGAGCCGAGARAACUCUGUCACAUACCAGCCAUGGUCCUCUGAGAAACACAAGAACAUGCUCCUUCUGUAUGACUUGCUGUGGGAGCUGAGAGCAGACCAGAGGCAGCUGAAGCAACAAGUCCGGGACUCUGAAGCAGAGACUAUAAGUAUUUUGGCGUUCCGUGAGGAGGAAGAAGCCAAUAUUAAAUUGUCAGUUUCAAUGUAUAACACUGCAAAGAGAGAACAGCAGGAAACCACGGUGCUGGAAGAAGAGCAGAAGAGCUCCCAGAAUGAUKUGGAGAAUGAGAGUCUGCUCAUGGGAGGGGAUGAUGAAUCCCUUGCCUAUCACACUGCAACCAACUCCACACUCUAGAGACACUGCAGGGAUUGGGAAUAACUGCCUGAGCAAUGUCCAGGGGAGGUUUUUAAGUCAAUCACCUAGGAACUUGGCACUGAAGCUACUCUGUAAAAUACUCUAGUCCAAGUCCCACUGCAAUUUUCCUCUGAUAUCCUCCUUCUUGUUCUAGGGAAAAGCAGUUGGCACAAUAGAAACACCAUUUUCCUAAAGAGAYGCUGCUCAGGAAUCCUCACCUGGCUGGGCACCUUGAACAUGACUGAUUUCUUCAUUGUUUUUCUGGAGUUUCCUGCA
Messenger RNA from Malurus melanocephalus (red-backed fairy wren), 2469 nucleotides. RefSeq names its product dynein regulatory complex subunit 7 (gene DRC7). Gene Ontology annotation, biological process: flagellated sperm motility. The record is from RefSeq and is a predicted model, not a curated record. The transcript has 15 exons. Gene Ontology annotation, cellular component: motile cilium. NCBI's taxonomy places the organism in Eukaryota, Metazoa, Chordata, Aves, Passeriformes, Maluridae. The coding region runs from base 1 to 2193 and encodes 730 amino acids.